Lathyrus sativus (Indian pea) is the source of this 210-nucleotide messenger RNA. The record is from the annotation of a GenBank genome assembly. Lineage: Eukaryota; Viridiplantae; Streptophyta; Magnoliopsida; Fabales; Fabaceae.
AUGGCCGAUUGGGGUCCGGUGAUAAUUGCGGUGGUUCUGUUUGUUAUUCUGUGUCCGGGUCUGCUGUUUCAAAUACCGGGGAGAGGAAAAAUAAUCGAAUUCGGGAACAUGCAAACAAGUGGUGCUUCCAUUCUGGUUCACGCCAUCAUUUACUUUGGACUCAUCACUAUUUUACUCAUUGCUAUUGGAGUUCACAUCUACACUGGGUAA